Messenger RNA from Closterium sp. Yama58-4, 1038 nucleotides. NCBI's taxonomy places the organism in Eukaryota, Viridiplantae, Streptophyta, Zygnematophyceae, Desmidiales, Closteriaceae. The record is from the annotation of a GenBank genome assembly.
AUGGCCUCUAUUCGCGUUCUUUCCUUCGAUGCUGAGGGCCGUCCCGUGCAGUUCACUUCCUGGCUCGACGACCUGCAGUUGUAUCUUAUGAGCAAUAGCACGGACCACAUCUCCCUCUAUGACUACGCGUCUGGUGCUGCCGCUGCUCCUGCUGCCACAGCCGAGCUUAGUGUACGUUCACAGUGGCAGACUCGUGACGCUGCAGCUCGCCUGGCUAUUCGCAGUCACCUGCCGUUACCUGAGCUAGAGCACUUUGGCGACUGCAAAACCGCUAAAGCCCUAUAUGACGCUGUCGUCGCUCGCUACUCCUCACCUGCCACAGCCGAGCUUAGCCGUCUCAUGCUGCCUUACCUGUUCCCUGAGCUGUCCGCCUUUGCUACAGUCGCCGAUCUUAUCACCCACCUUCGCACUAGUGAUGCUCGCCUGCGUGCCGCCCUUCCCACCGAGUUCUGCGCUAAGAACCCCCCUCCCCUGUACUGGGCACUCCACUUCAUAGUCACCCGUCUCCCUGACACCCUCAGCUCAGUGCGCGACUAUUUCCUUGCUCGCUGUCCCACUGAGCUCACUGUCGCCCUCCUAGAGGAGAAGCUGCUAGCAGCCGAGAAGAGCAUUGUAGCUGUAGGUGCUGCUCGCGGCGCUCCUCGCACCCCCAUCUUUGAGGGGUGUUCUCCCUCUCCCCUCGCUCCCUCCUACGCUACUGCUGCUGCUGUUGACUUCCUUGGUGCUGAGUCUGCUGGCGCUGCUUCUGCUCCUGGUGGGAGGCGCCGCACCGGCAAGGGCAAGGGGGGCAAGGGUGGCGGGGGUGGCGCUGGGGGGGGAGGGGGUGGGGGAGGUGGGGGGGGAGGCGGUGCUGGAGGGAGCGGUGGCGGGAGUGCCGGUGGGAGUGGGGCCGGCGGCGGAGGCGGGGGCGGCGGCGGGAGCAGUGGCGGUGGUGGCAGCGGCGGCAGUGGCGGCGGUGGCGGUAGUGGCGGUGGCGGUGGCGGUGGUGGCGAGCUCCCAGCAGCAGCAGCGUCCCCAGUCGACCCAGCAGCUUCGUGA